Molecule: messenger RNA, 12567 nt
Organism: Phytophthora infestans T30-4
Lineage: Eukaryota; Oomycota; Peronosporomycetes; Peronosporales; Peronosporaceae
Product: sporangia induced dynein heavy chain
Exons: 1
Coding region: 1-12567 (4188 amino acids)
Biological process (GO): microtubule-based movement
Cellular component (GO): dynein complex
Molecular function (GO): dynein light intermediate chain binding; dynein intermediate chain binding; ATP binding
Source: RefSeq, a predicted model, not a curated record
AUGCAGUCUGCGUUUGGAUCGCUACUUGGAACUCUAGGAAAAGCGCCGUCUACAAAGAUCUUGCCGCCGCAAGUCCAGCCGCUGAACUACUCGAUUCACAAUGGCGCCUUUAAGUCCGGCAAGCAAGCACCCAAGGCCAGCAAAAAAGCACCUACACUGUCUGCCCGAACGAAGAAGGCUGUGCCUGCCACCUUAACGGGAGCUGCACUAGCAGAGUGGCUGGACACUCAAGUUCCACGUGACUGUUUGGGGCACCCAGCAAUUGUAUCCUCGUACGCAGGAUCAUCCAAUAAUGCUGACCCGUAUGCAUGUAUUGCGGGCACAUUUCUACCAUUGUGGUGUUUUCUAGACGUGGAAGAAGACGCUGGCGCGGCUGGUCAGCAUCCAGAAUUGGCAAAGCAGUUGCCUAUGAAGGCAGUGGGGCUACCGCUGGACGAUGCCACUGGCGUAGCAGGAAGCUGGUCCAGCUGUAUGGUGACAGCGUUUGACAUGUCUCUCGAUCGCUUCAUCGUCUCGUGGUCUGCAGGCAAGCGUGUGGGAUCUCCAGUGAUGCACCGUGGACUAUUGUGUAUGGAAAAGGAAGACUGCGAGGCCUUCGUACAGCGUAUCCAGCGUGCCGUGCAGCGUCGAGAGCAAGCAGAAGCAGUUUUACGGCAAUCGCUUUAUGUAGAGAAUAUGCCGAUCAGCUCGGAUACCCAAUUGGACUCGCAGACCAUCAGCAACAUUCUUCAGCUCACGUUAUCAUCGUCAUCUGUGCCUACAGACAUCGGCACGUCGGCAUUGCUCGAGGAAGUGAACGCCGACUACAUGCACACGAUGAACAAACUGAUCUUCGAAACCAACUUGAACGACAUACAGAGUGAGUUUUCUGACCUCAAACUGCCCGAAGUACCAGCUCCACCGCCUCCGCCUCAAUGCGGUGUUAUCCCAGUUCCAGCGUAUGAUUACAAUCGCAGAUUUCUGGACAUCGCAACAGACAAGUUUGUCAACUUUUCGUUUGCAGUGAACGCACUGCUGGAUGUACGUCGCAGCUGCGUGGAUGUGGGCACGCAGAAGCUCUUGUUGGAGCAGCAGCCCACCGAGAUCAGCUUCGGUGGCGGUGCUCGACCACAACCCAAGAGUGUUUCGCUGGCAGAGUUUCAUUCGUUGCACGCUCAAAUGAGCCAUACGGCGCUACGAUUCAUGCGGGAUUCCUGGACUAGAUUGGCGGCGAAGCGCAUUCAGCAGCAUUUCUCACAGGCCAAGCACCCACAUUACAACCCAGCAGAGUCCAAUCGGCAGAAAUACGUGGAGAUGCCACUUCGCCGCUUCCUGCAUCGCGUGAACUACAUGGUGGAAGAUACGCUUCGCGUACUGAUCCUGCAGAACUUUGAAGGUUAUGCAGAGUUUGUUGAGGAAAUGGCUGGUUACGUUGUGGAAGUUCGGGGGCCUAGCGAUAUUCGCGAACGUUUGUUGACAACGGAGCAUGCAGAUGAGCAAGAGUCUGACCCUCUCCAUGAAGGUGCACAUAUGCACCAGCCACUUUUCCGAGUAGACUUGACAAUCUCCCCAGAGAAACAUGUUCUGAACCAGGAAGAAGUAGACAAGCGAGCUGCCGAGAUCCGAGAAUGGUCUUUAGCCAAUAUCCAGGAUCGGUCAGCUCAGUGUCCUAUCGAGCCUUUGAUGCCUCGAGAAGGUCACCGGUUUGAGUACGCAACCAGUCCAGAUGAUUUCAAAGGCGCACUCGCUGGCCAAUUCGAUGUCGCCAUCGAUCGUUUGCAGUCGCUCGAGUUGGUGGAGAGACUUGUCAUGGAUAGAAUUUUCUGGCCUAGUCAGGAGAGCAUCGCGUGCUUACAGGACUGCGCGCAGUCGGCGAUCAAUCUUCAAGAGCAUGUGGGAGCUAUCGUUGAGCGAGCUGCUCAGCCGCUGCUCAAGUAUCUUCUCCAGUUUGAUCAGUACAUCCCGCUGCUAAACUUGGACGUGGACGAGUAUCUCAAGACGAUCAUCCGUGUACAACCGUAUGAAGGAAAGGCUGAAGGAGAAGACGGAGAGCCUGCUCCUCUUCUUCCCCCCGUUGAACUAAGCGAGCUUCGGCGAUUACUGACCUAUCACAAGAACGAAGAGGAGAGUCUUCUGGAAAUUAUUCCAUCUCGUGCGGUAAACCUUGGACUCUUUCAAGUGGACCUGACGAAUAUUCGCUUUACGCUGGCAAAGAAACAUCGCGAUUGUUUCGCUCGGUUACUGGAAGCACAAGUGGCGUACUGCUUUCAAGUAGCAGCUCGGAUCAUGGGCAAAUUUGACGAUAUCAACCAGACUUUGUCAUCAUCACCGAAAGACAUUGAGAGUUUGACUGCGCUGCAGGAAUAUAUCACGGGACUGCCGGCUCUGCUGGCGCCGCUGCAGGAGGAAAUCACUCAGAUGAUGCGCGACAAUACUCUUAUCGAUGAUUUCCACCACUACGUCAGCGACGAGCAUCUGCGUCUUACUUGGCAAGUGCAGGGCUGGCCGUCCAAGGUGCUAGCUCAGAGUGCACGCUUUAAACAUGCACUGGAGGAACGUAAGAGCAAGUUCGCGAAGCAAAUGGAGUCCGAACAGGAGCGGUUUGAGAAGACUUUGGCAGCGUUGCAAGAAGAGAUCAACACGUUCUCGCGUUACGACAAUCUAGCAUUCGUGGAAGAUGUGGCACAACAUGCCAUGUCCGUCCAGCGGAAGCUAGAGCAAGCUCAGCAAGACGCCAUGCUAUUCAACAGCCGAGAGACGCUCUUUGGUCAAGAAGUGACUUCAUAUGACGGAUUGGCGAGCGCUAAGAAGACGUUUGAGCCGUAUCACCAGCUCUGGUCCACGUCCUAUAACUGGAUUCAAAGCCGGAAAACGUGGAUCCAAGGAAGCUUCAUCGACAUCGAUGCGGAGCAGGUGGAGAAGCUUGUGGAUACGUAUAGCACUGGAAUCCAGAAGGCGUACAAGUUCUUCAGUAACAACGACAAUGAGGCGUGCGCCAAGAUCGCAGAGACUGUGAAGGAACAAAUUUCCGUUUUUAAACCCUACGUACCACUGAUUAUGGCUCUGCGAAACCCUGGUAUGCGGCUGCGUCACUGGGAAGAGCUGAGUAAAAGUCUCGGCUUUGCACUGGAGAUCGACGAGAGCUUCACGCUAACCAACGUUUUUCAACUCAAUUUACUGGAACGCAUUGACGACAUCGUGAAGGUUGCCGAAGCUGCUGGGAAGGAAUACCAGGUCGAGCAAGCGCUGCGAACGAUGAAGGGGGCGUGGGAAACUGUCGACCUUCAGAUCAUAGCGUAUCGCGAGACUGGAACAUACGUGAUCAAGGGCGUCGAUGAGAUUCAGGCAAUCUUGGACGAGCAUGUCACGAUGACACAGGCCAUGAUGUUUUCAACGUUUAAAGGACCUUUCGAGGAAGAGAUUAUCGAGUGGAACUCGACUCUUCAGCUCAUCUCGGAGGUGUUGGAAGAGUGGUUAGCGGUGCAACGCAAUUGGCUGUACUUGCAGCCCAUCUUCGAGUCUCCCGAUAUCAACAAACAGCUCCCUGCUGAGGGUAAACGCUUCGCUUCGGUGGACAAGAACUGGCGUCAAACCUUAGCAUCUGCUAAGGCCAAGCCGAAAUGUGUCGAGUUCUGUCGAAGUCAGAAGCUGCUGGAGCGGUUCCGUGAGUCGAAUCACUUUCUAGAGCUUGUACAGAAAGGUUUGAGUGACUAUCUCGAAGUCAAGCGGUCGGCAUUUGCGCGAUUCUACUUCCUUUCCAACGAUGAGCUGCUGUCCAUCUUAUCAGAGUCCAAGGAUGUCAAGCUCGUCCAGCCGCACCUGAAGAAAUGUUUCGAAGGUAUUGUCCAGGUCACUUUCGAAGACGAUCUGAAUAUUAGUGCGAUGAUUUCAGCUGAAGGGGAAAAGGUGCCGUUCUCGAGCAUGGUAGAUCCCAAGGGCAAGAACGUGGAGCACUGGAUGAUGGAAGUCGAAGACAUGAUGAAGUUAUCCAUCCGCGACAUUAUGGAGCGUGCUAUCGCCAACUACACACAAAUCGAUCGGCCGCUUUGGAUCCAAAAGUGGCCCGGAAUGUGUGUACUAAACGGCAGUCAGAUGCACUGGACGCGUGAAAUGGAAGAGGCGAUGGACGCUGACGGACGUGACGGUGUGCAAAGGAUGAUGACGCGACAGCUCGGCCAACUCGCUGACAUGGUCACUCUUGUGCGUGGAAAUCUGGAUAGUAUGGCUCGUAUCACGUGUGGAGCGCUGACUGUUAUUGAUGUGCACGCUCGAGAUGUGACGCGCAAAUUGGUCGCACAAAACGUGGAAUCGAAGGGCGAUUUCCUGUGGAGUUCUCAGCUAAAAUACUACUGGGCUGACAAGAACCUGUGGGUUCAGGCCGUGACUUCACGCCGACCGUACGGCUACGAGUAUUUGGGCAACUCAUUCCGACUGGUGAUCACGCCCCUGACAGAUAAAUGCUAUCUGACUCUAAUGGGUGCGCUUCAAAUGAUUCUCGGUGGAGCUCCUGCUGGGCCUGCUGGUACCGGAAAGACCGAAACGACGAAAGAUUUAGCCAAGGCACUGGCCAAACAGUGUGUUGUGUUCAACUGCUCCGAUGGGUUGGACUACAUCGCCAUGGGUAAAUUCUUUAAGGGACUGGCAUCUUGUGGAGCCUGGGCUUGUUUCGAUGAGUUUAAUCGUAUUGAUAUCGAGGUGCUGUCUGUCGUUGGACAGCAAGUGGUUACUUUACAGCUGGGUAUUCGUCGUGGUGACACUCGAAUCAUCUUUGAGGGCUCUGCUAUCAAGCUUAGCGAUCAGUUCGGCGUCUUCAUCACCAUGAAUCCGGGCUAUGCUGGACGAAGUGAACUGCCUGACUCUCUUGCCGCUCUCUUCCGACCUGUUGCUAUGAUGGUGCCCGAUUACGCGCUUAUUGGUGAGAUUAUGUUCUUCGCCUACGGCUUCUCGGAUGCCCGUGCACUAGGCGCAAAGAUGGUUACGACGUUCAAAUUGUGCUCGGAGCAGCUUUCGUCCCAGUUCCACUACGAUUACGGAAUGCGUGCUGUCAAGACUGUCAUCACGGCUGCUGGUAACCUCAAACGUGACGAUCCUGAUAUGGACGAGGACGUGUUGCUGCUGCGUGCGCUUCAAGACGUUAAUCUCCCCAAGUUUCUUGCUGAUGAUAUCCCGCUGUUUAAUGGUAUCAUUAGCGAUUUAUUCCCGGGGAAAUGCCGUCCGAACUUGGAUCUCGGAGCGCUGAUCAGUGUCAUCAAACUGCAGACCCACCGUUUGAAUUUACAGCCUGUGCCGUACUUCCUCACGAAAUGCAUUCAGCUGUACGAGACGAUCGUCGUGCGCCACGGACUUAUGGUCGUUGGAGCUACAGGAGGAGGUAAAUCUUGCAACAUUGCAGUACUCGCUGACGCACUCACAGAACUCAAGCGACGCGGUGAGUCUGGGUUUGCAUUCGAGAGAGUUGUCAAGUACCAGCUCAACCCGAAGUCGAUUACGAUGGGACAGCUCUAUGGUGAGUUUGAUCCUAACACUCACGAGUGGCAGGAUGGUAUUUUGUCGACGCUUUACCGCGCAGCUGCAAGUGACACAAAGCCCGAUCGCAAGUGGGUCAUCUUUGAUGGACCCGUGGACGCCAUCUGGAUUGAGAAUAUGAACACGGUGCUUGACGACAAUAAAAAGUUGUGUCUCAAUAGUGGCGAAAUGCUGCAGAUGUCGAAGCAGAUGACGAUGAUGUUUGAGGUGGAGGAUCUAUCGGUGGCUUCACCGGCCACUGUGAGUCGUACGGGUAUGGUUUACAUGGAGCCCAGCACACUUGGUCUUGGGCCUCUUGUGGACUCGUGGGUAGAGCAUUUGCCAAAGUCCGUGGCACAGUUCGGACACAUCUUCAUGAGACUCUUUGACGUGUACUUGUACGCUUCAGUGACGUUUAUUCGCUCUUUUCUGGGCGAGCUCGUGCCCACUAUGGACAACAAUCUAGCGCAGAGUCUCAUGAAUAUCCUGGACUGCACUCUAGAUCCGUUCCGUGAAAAACUGACGGACGGUACUGGCGAACCCCAGCCAGCAUCCAAAACACCCAACGCUCAGUUCAAGGACGACAUUGAACCACUCUUCAUCUUCGCUCUGAUCUGGUCUGUAGGAGCCUCUACAAACGAUGCUGGCCGAAUUCGGUUUGACAGUUUUCUGCGGAGCGAAUUGGUCGCCAAUAACAGCAAACCUCCACUGCCUCCCACUGGGCUGGUGUACGACUACUGCUACCAGCUAUCCAGUCACAAAUGGAUGCCUUGGAUGAGCACAGUCAGUCCGUACAAGGUUCCUGCUGACUCAUCUUUCGCUGAAAUCGUUGUGCCUACAGCGGAUUCCGUGCGCAAUAACUUUUUACUCGAAGAGCUGAUGAGUGCAGGGAAGCACGUGCUCAUGGUCGGUGGGACAGGAACCGGUAAAACUGUGAACAUCACGCGAUAUCUGCAGUCGCUGCCUGCUGACGUGUACAUACCCAUUCCGAUCUCUUUUUCGGCUCAAACGUCUGCCAACCAGACUCAAGAUAUGCUGGAUGCCAAGAUGGAGAAGCGUCGGAAGGGUGUCUAUGGGCCUCCAGCGGGGAAGAAGUACAUCAUUUACGUGGACGAUUUGAAUAUGCCCAAGCGCGAAAAAUACUUUGCGCAACCUCCGUUGGAGUUGGUGCGUCAGUGGUUUGAUCAAGGUGGUUGGUACGACCGCAAGUUACUUGUGUUCCGUAGCAUCAUCGACAUUCUCUUUGUGUCCUCCAUGGGCCCUCCUGGUGGUGGACGUAAUCCAAUUACCCCGCGCUUGGUACGCCACUUCAAUGUCGUGGGCUAUGCUGAGCUCGGCGAUGACAGCAAAACUAUCAUUUUCAGUACGAUUUUAGGCAACUUUUUGGGCUCAGGUUUCCCAGCAGACAUUGCUCGACUUACGGACAAUGUCGUCAAGGCUUCUAUUAGCGUUUACAAUACCAUCUGCCGCGAGUUACUCCCAACGCCAGCCAAAUCGCACUAUACAUUCAACCUGCGUGAUCUCGCAAAAGUGUUCCAGGGCGUACUCAUGGGUGAUAAUCGUCGCAUCUCGGAGGCAGACUCGCUGAUUCGCUUGUGGGUGCAUGAGUGUAAACGAGUCUACGAAGACCGAAUGAUAUCAGCGCAGGACCACGAAUGGUUCCGCGAACUCAUGCACUCGUCAGUUAAGGAUUUUUACCAGCGCGAGUACGACCAAGUAGUGACUAAUGAACACUUGAUCUACGGCGAUUAUUUGGUCCCCGGUGCGGAUCCAAAGAUCUAUGAGGAAGUUGUCGAUGUACACAAAGUCCUGAACAUCAUGGACGAAUAUCUGCUCGACUACAACGCGGAGAGCAAGUCACCGAUGUCUCUUGUUUUGUUCAUGGACGCGGUGGAGCAUGUGUCCCGUAUCUCUCGCAUCAUUCGACAGCCUAUGGGCAAUGCUCUGCUCCUCGGUGUUGGUGGAAGUGGUCGGCAGAGUCUUACGAAGUUAGCUACCUUCAUGGCUGGAUACAAGUGCUUCCAAGUGGAAAUUGUAAAAGGGUACGGUCUAACAGAGUGGCGAGACGAUGUUAAGAAGUGUCUGCUGCUUGCAGGUGUCAAGGAUACGCCAGUUGUAUUUCUCUUCUCGGACGUGCAAGUGGUUAACGAGACGAUGCUCGAAGAUCUCAACGGCGUCUUAAAUGCUGGUAAUGUGCCGAACUUAUACGGCCCUGAAGAUCUGGACCAAAUUGUGACGGCCUGCCGAGUUGAUUGCCAAAAGCGCCAGCUUCCACCUACGAAGACCAACAUUUUCCAGCAGUACAUCAACCGAGUGCGACGUAACAUUCACCUGGUAAUCUGCAUGAGCCCAUUGGGUGGAUUGUUCCGAGAUCGGUUGCGAAUGUUCCCCUCGCUGGUGAAUUGUUCAACCAUCGACUGGUUCAGCGAGUGGCCUGCAGAGGCGCUGAACUCGGUGGCUUCGGCAAUUCUGAGUGACGGUAACUUAGCGCUUGGCAAUAAACUUCCUGCGCUCGUGGAAGCUUUUAAGAUUGUGCAUCAAAGCGUGGAAGAAGCCUCCAAGCAGUUUUACAACACCCUGCGAAGAUAUUUCUACGUGACUCCGACGAGUUACUUGGAGUUGUUGUCCGCCUUCAAGUCUGUUCUAGUUGCGAAGCGUGAGGAGGUGAAUAUGAUGCGCAGUCGCUUUGCAAAAUGGAGUGGACAAACUGUCCGAAACCAAGGCAAUUGUUGCAACUAUGCAGGGCCGAACUCGUGGAGCUCCAGCCUGUGCUGGCCUGCGACUCAACUGGAGGUGGAACAAAUGAUGGUUCAGAUUGCGAAAGACAGUGCAGAAGCAGAUGUCACGAAAGCUACAGUCGAGAAGGAGGAGGCAGCAGCUAGUAUCAAGGCCAGUGCGACAAAGGAGAUCGCAGACUCUGCCCAACGAGACCUCGAUGCCGCUCUUCCUGCUCUAGAGUCCGCUCUUGAGUGUUUGAAUCGACUGAAAAAGGCUGAUAUUGAUGAGGUCAAGGCGAUGAAGACUCCACCUGCUGGUGUCAAGUUGACGAUGGAAGUGGUGUGUAUUCUCUUUGGUCAGAAGCCUGUGACUAAACCAGAUCCGGAUCGUCCGGGCAAGAAGAUUAACGAUUACUGGGAAGUAGCGCAGAAGGUGGUGCUUUCGAACGCGAAUAAAUUCUUGGAGAACUUAUUAGGCUUCGACAAGGAUAACAUUCCGGAUGCCAUCACCACCAAGGUCGCCCCCAGUAUGGAAGAUCCAAACUUUACACCAGAGGCUAUCGAGAAGUCCUCAAAAGCCUGUACCGCAAUCUGUAUGUGGGCUCGUGCAAUGUACACGUAUCACUUCGUGGCUAAGGCGGUGGAGCCGAAGAAGCAAGCGCUUGCACAGGCACAAAAAGAACUAGACGAGACGCUCGCAGUGUUGAGAAGUGCACAAGGUAAUCUACAACAAGUGAGCGAUCGUCUUGCCGAGCUGGAACAGUCCUACAACGGCGCCGUGGCCAAGAAAGAAGAGCUAGCACGCAAAGUGGUGCAAUGUCAAGUUCAGCUUCAGAACGCUGAGCGAUUGAUUGGUGGACUGGGUGGCGAAGAAGCUCGUUGGAAGGAGACCGUAGCACAGCUCACACUUGACUACUCGAACCUCACAGGAGACGUGCUAGUAUCUGCUGGUACAAUUAGUUACCUCGGGGCGUUUACUGCGGAAUUCCGUGGACAGCUCGUGGCUUCAUGGCACGAAGCUUUAGUGAAGCACAAAGUGCCUCACUCUCCUGGAUGCGAUUUGAUCCGAACGUUGCAAGAUCCCGUCAAACUACGUGCCUGGCAGAUCGCUGGACUGCCGACUGACACGGUUUCAACACAAAAUGGGAUCAUUAUGGGACGUGCACGGAGAUGGCCGUUGCUGAUCGACCCACAAGGCCAAGCUAAUCGCUUCAUCAAAAACCUUGGACGUGACAAGAAACUUUGUGAAAAUGGGAUGGAUGUGGUGAAACAGUCGGAUCGAGGAUUCCUGCGCGCCUUAGAGAACGGUUUACGCUUCGGCAAGUGGGUGUUGCUUGAGAAUGUAGGUGAGGAGCUCGAUGCAGCGUUGGAGCCAGUGUUAUUGCAGCAGAAAUUUAAGCAAGGAGGUCAGGACAUGAUUCGUCUGGGCGAGAAUGCCAUUCCCUACAACGACACCUUUCGCUUCUUCCUCACAACGAAACUGGCAAACCCACACUACGCCCCAGAGGUCUGUGUGAAAGUAAGUUUGUUGAACUUCACGAUCACGAUGAAAGGCCUGGAAGAGCAGCUUUUGGGUGUGGUGGUGCUGAAGGAGUUACCAGAACUGGCAGCCAAGAAGAACGAACUCGUGCUGUCGAAUGCAGAAGGGAAGCGACAACUGUAUGAGAUUGAGAACCAGAUCCUGUAUCUAUUGUCUCACUCAGAAGGAAACAUUUUGGACGAUACCAACCUCAUCGAGACGCUGGCGUCUGCGAAGGAGACCUCGGCGGUUGUGAUGGCUAAGAUGCGUGAAGCUGAAGAGACCGAGCGAGAGAUUGAUGCGCGUAGUGAUGGCUACCGUCCCGCGGCGUUCCGUGCUGCACUUCUGUUCUUCUGUAUCGCUGAUCUCGCUCUGGUGGAUCCAAUGUACCAGUAUUCUUUGACGUGGCAUACUGGCCUGUUCAUUCGUGGUAUCCAGGCGGCAAAGCCCUCAGCUCAACUGGAGACUCGACUCACAAACUUAAACGACUAUUUCACGUACUCAGUCUACAAGAACAUCUGUCGUUCUCUCUUUGAGAAGCACAAACUGCUUUUCUCGUUGCUGUUGACCAUCAAGAUCAUGCAGGGCAACAACGAAGUGGAUGCAGGCGAGUGGCGCUUCUUGCUUUCAGGAAUUGGCUCCAGCCCACCUGUCGAGGCGGAAAACCCAGCUGCUCGAUGGCUCGAAGCGUAUGCAUGGCAACAAAUCUGUGCACUCGCCAGCUUCCCUGCGUUCAAAGGCGUUGAGACUGAGUUCGCAACCCAUGUAGCAGUUUUUCGCUCGAUUUUCGACUCCACAGAUCCCGAAAACCAGCCCUUACCUGGAAAACUGUUGUCCAAACUGGAUGAAUUCCAGCGACUGUGUAUACUACGCGUCCUGCGACCGGACAAGAUGAUGCCUGGCAUCCAGAACUUAGUGUGCGCCAAGUUGGGCAAGGAAUUCAUCGAGCCUCCGCCGUUUGACCUCGCAAACACGUUCGAAGAUGCCAGUCCGACAACGCCGUUGAUCUUUGUGUUGUCUCAAGGUUCGGAUCCAGCAAAGGAUCUGCAUGGGUUCGCCGUAAGCACAGGCAUGGAGAGUAAGCUCAAGUCGAUUGCGCUGGGCCAAGGUCAAGGCACUUUAGCUGCGAGACUUAUUGAAGGUGCAACGACAAGGGGCGAGUGGGUCCUGCUACAGAAUUGUCACUUGGCUCUGAGCUGGAUGCCCGAGUUGGAGAGGAUAUGUGAGGAGCUGGAUCCCACUAAGCUACAUGAGAAUUUCCGUCUGUGGCUCACAAGUAUGCCGACCCCAGCGUUCCCUGCGUCGGUGCUACAAGACGGUGUGAAGAUGACGAAAGAAGCGCCGAAAGGUCUGCGUGCGAACCUCAAAAACACGUACUACAAGCUGGACGAGACGCGACUCGGCGCAACGCGAAAGCCCGACGUCUUCCGCAAGCUGCUGUUUGGGCUGUGCUUUUAUCACGCUAUUGUGUGCGAGCGGAAGCGCUUUGGAGCACUCGGCUGGAACAUCCCGUACCAGUUUAACGAGACGGACUUGGACAUCAGUGUGGCACAACUCGAGAUGUUCCUGGACACGUACGACCACGUGCCAUUCGACGUGCUGCAGGUCAUGACUUCUACUAUCAAUUACGGUGGACGGAUUACAGACGACAAGGAUAUGCGGACGUCCGACGUCAUUCUCAUGACGUUCUUCAAAGAAGCGAUACUACAGAAGGGAUACACAUUCUCAAAGAGUGGGAUCUACUACUCGCUUGACUGUGAUCCGAGGAAUGCGUACGAGGAAUACGUGAACUACAUCAACUCGCUGCCAAUCAACCCGGAACCCGAAGUCUUCGGCAUGCACGAGAAUGCCAACAUCACCAGUGCUCAAGCUGAGACGUACGAAGCUUUCGACCUGUUACUGUCGUUGCAGCCACGAGUAAGCUCCGGAGGUGGUAAGAGCCGGGAAGAGAUUAUUGCAGACGCUGCCCAAGCGAUAGCAUCUCAGCUGCCACCUCAGUACGAUUUAGAGCAUGUUCAAGCGGCAUACCCAGUCUCCUAUGAUGAGUCCAUGAACACAGUAUUAGCACAAGAGGUAGAACGCUUCAAUAAGCUUCUGGCUGUUAUGAGGAACACACUACACCUCGUGCAACAAGGGCUCAAGGGUCUUGUAGUCAUGUCUGCUGAGCUGGAAGCGAUGGGAGCAUCGCUGUAUGACCAGAAGGUUCCUGCUGUAUGGGAAGCGAAAGCGUAUCCGUCGCUUAAACCGCUAGGUGCCUGGGUGAAGGAUCUGCUUGAACGCUUGACUUUCAUUUCGAACUGGAUCGCGCACGGCAUCCCAGCCGUGUUUUGGAUAUCGGGCUUCUUCUUCCCGCAAGGUUUCAUGACUGGCACGAUCCAGAACCACGCUCGACGAUACAAGCUUCCUAUCGACUCAUUAUCCUUCCAGUUCAUUAUGAAGCCCGAGAGUGUUGAGCAACUUACAGCAAGGCCCGUGGACGGUUGCUACACGUACGGUUUGUUCUUGGAAGGAGCUCGUUGGAAUCCGGAGACUAAGGCGCUUGACGACCCGUUACCACGUGAAUUAUUCGCCAAGAUGCCUGUCAUCCAUCUGCUUCCUCAACCAAAUCGGGAGGCUCCACAACGAGGAAUAUAUCGGUGUCCGGUUUACAAGAUUCUUACACGAACAGGUACGUUGUCGACAACAGGCCACUCCACCAACUUCGUCAUGUGGCUGGAGAUUCCAGCCAAUAAACCCACGAUCUUCCGCAACUCGCUCGUGUCUGAGACCAAUUCACAAGUGCUUUUUGCCGACCAAGAGUACUGGAUCAAGGCAGGAGUCGCUUGUUUCUGUAGCCUCCGCUACUAA